CAGCCAUCAACGCCACUCUGUAGGGAUCUUACCCGAACUCCGACAGGUAAGCGACAAGCGACAACAUUACCCGAUGUUUGAAGCCGUGUCGAGGAUCCACUUUCGGCUCAUGGCCACGGGACGGGAGUGUUCCGGCUUUCGGCGGGGGUGGAGGGUAAUGGAGCUUGGGAUAUUUACUUACCCGGUUCAUAAACACUUCUCUCACUUCUCAUCAUGAACCUCUGAUCUUUUCUUUUCUCCUUCAUCUUAUCAAUUGGCCUUCCCUCUAACCCCGUAAUCUCUCAUAUACCCCAUAUCCUCUCAUAUAGCUACAAUGUCGGUCCGUCUUCACAAAGGCCUUCAAGGCGUCCUCGCCAAAUCCCCUUCCGACACCGUAAUCCUCUCCGCCGUCCGCACUCCCAUCUGCCGCUCCUACCGCGGCCAGCUCAAAGACGCAUACCCCGAGGAACUCCUCGCCAGCGUCCUCAAAGCCACUCUCAAAGCACAUCCUGAAGCCCCCGUCGACGAUGUAGCAGUCGGCGUGGUGCUCUCCGAGCUAGGCGGCUCAAAGGCGGCGCGCAUGGCUCUCAACCACGUCGGUUUCAAGAACACCACUAGCUUGUACACCGUGAACCGCGCGUGCUCUAGUUCGCUGCAGGCCAUCGCUGCUGUGUCGGCGCAGAUCCAGACGGGCAUGAUUGAUACGGGUAUCGCGGCUGGUAUGGAGAGCAUGACGAGGAAUUACGGAAGCAGAGCUAUUCCUGUGGAUGUGUGGCCGGAGCUGAAGAGCUCGCCUAAUCGUCAUGCUCAAGACUGUAUUAUGCCUAUGGGUUUGACGUCUGAGAAUGUUGCGGAGCGAUAUGGUGUUUCGAGAGCGGACCAGGACGCUAUGGCUGUUGAGUCUCACCGUCGUGCUGCACGUGCGAGAAAGGAGGGGCGCUUUGCGGAGGAGAUUGUACCCGUUGAGACGAGAUUCCAGGAGGUUGAUAAGCAGGGUAACAAGAUUGGCGAGGAGCAGCACAUUACCGUCACUGCUGAUGAUGGUAUUCGUGAGGGCGUUUCCAUUGAGGCGCUGGCGAAGCUCAAGCCUGCGUUCAAGCCAGAUGGUGCUUCAACAGCUGGAAACUCGAGUCAAGUUUCCGACGGUGCUGCCGCUACACUUCUCAUGCGCCGAAGCACAGCCACCGCCCUCGGUCUCCAAGACCGCAUCAUCGGAAAGUUCGUCUCAGCCGUUACAGUUGGUUGCGAUCCCGAUGAGAUGGGUAUCGGUCCCGCCCUCGCCAUCCCCAAGCUUCUCAACCAAGUCGGUCUUCAGACGGAGGAUGUGUCACGGUGGGAGAUCAACGAGGCGUUUGCGAGCCAAGCGCUGCACUGUGUGAGGGAGUUGGGACUUGAGGAUGCGUGGGCGAAGGAGAAGGUUAACCCUGAUGGAGGAGCUAUUGCGCUUGGACAUCCUCUUGGAGCUACGGGUGCUAGAAUGACGAGUACGCUUUUGCAUGGACUUAAGAGGGAUGGUGGUGAGGUUGGUGUUGUGAGUAUGUGUGUUGGAACGGGUAUGGGUAUGGCUGGGUUGUUUGUUCGGGAGUAGAGAUUGAUAUCCGGGGAAAGUAAGGUUUAAAAAGUAGAUUGGGGAGCAAAUAAAAUGGAACAUUGGUUUAUACUUCACUUGAUACUGAGAACGGGAAUGUCGAUUGUGUCCUGAAAGAAGAAAAAGAAUUGUACCAAAGUAGACAUUGCUGUCAAAAAGAUUAAGAUAGUCUCCAGGAUAUAGCCUUACCGGCAAUUUAACAGCCCUUCAUUGCCAAACUAGUGAGAAUAGGGACAUUCUACACAGUCAUGUAUUGUCACUUCACGGGUAUAACACACAAGUGCCAGUAUUUCUUCAUCGGAGCCAAUACUCGUCAUGACUUCUCGAACUUCAGGGUAGUGAUGAUGACGCUUAUUUGUAAAAGGGGGUUUCCGGAACGCCGGUUAUUGAGCUAGUCAUACCAAC
This is a messenger RNA of Fusarium redolens, 1972 nucleotides long. RefSeq names its product Thiolase, N-terminal domain-containing protein. Gene Ontology annotation, molecular function: acetyl-CoA C-acyltransferase activity. Gene Ontology annotation, cellular component: peroxisome. Bases 314 to 1567 code for a protein of 417 amino acids. Gene Ontology annotation, biological process: fatty acid beta-oxidation; phenylacetate catabolic process. The record is from RefSeq and is a predicted model, not a curated record. The transcript has a single exon. Lineage: Eukaryota; Fungi; Ascomycota; Sordariomycetes; Hypocreales; Nectriaceae.